AAUGCCUCAUUUCUUCAAAAUUGAAGACAUAUUCCAUAUUUUCAACUAAAGCUGAAGAAAAAUGGCCGGACCACCACACCACAUUGCCGGAAAAGACACGGGCUGCGGCUUCAUAGGGGCCAUUUUCGGCACUCGGCAGCAGCGUAAAACACCUCCGGUGCCACGGCUCGAAGCUUCCAAAGAGCACCGACAACCCCAAUUUCCCGGCCACCACACAUCAAAACGACCACCACGUACCCGCAACCACACCCCAACAGAAUUAGUAUACACCGGCUUCGCUAAACCAAUUGAAAAACCCCCACCCCCCACCAUAAAAAAACCGGCCACCUUGCAAACCAAACCGGUUGUUAAACCAACGUGUAACAAUUCACCCUUUAAACCGGCCACCUUGCAAACCAAACCGGUUGUUAAACCAACGAGUGAUCAUUCACCCUUUAAAGGUACAUUAUACAAUGUGUCACAAGUAACCAAUAUGUCAUACACUAAACAGCUCCGAAAAGAACCGAGUUUCACCUCAAGUGAGCUGAGUCUGCGAAUCUCGGUUCGUGGAACACCAACCUCAGGUGGCUCGGUUUAUGGCACCUCGUUGAACCAGAUACCGGGCCACUUGGGUAAUCUAAUGAGGAAAAAACCGGACAUUGCGAAAUCUUACGGGAAACUAGGAAACAUUUACGGGAGCUCGGGUAACAAGACCGACCCUGAGGUGUUUAAAAACAUAGGUAAUGAGAAGUACAAACAAGGGCGGUUCGAAGAGGCGAUCAAGUUGUAUACGGAAGCAAUUGGGAUAGAUUCGAAGGUCGCGUGUUAUUAUAGCAAUAGAAGUGCUGCAUUGAUCGGUUUAGGAAAGUUUAUUGAUGCAAUUCUGGAUUGUAAAAUCGCUAUUCGUAUAAAUCCUUCUUAUCAUCGUGCUCAUUACCGCCUUGCCUCGCUCUAUCUCAGGUUUGGGGAGACGGCGAAAGCUCUAUGUCAUUACAAGUGUUCAGGGGAGAAAGCCGAAAGACAUGACCUUGCAAAGGCACAAGCUAUUAAAUCACAACUCCUUACAUGUUCAGCGGCUCGGAAUACCAAGGAUUGGAAAAGAUUACUAAAAGAAAGCCAGUUUGCAUACUCGUUAGGCGCGGAUUCAUCACUUGAGGUUUACGCUAUGCAAACCGAAGCGUUAUUAAAUCUCCAUAAGCACGACGAGGCGUAUUCGUGCUUUCAAAAUGCACCGGUUAUAGAUGUGAAUAUCGCGGCUAGGUUGUUUGGAUCAACGGUUACUAGUUACUUCUUAAUGGUUCAAGCACAAGUUUAUUUAGCAUCGGGCCGGUUUGAGGAGGCGGUUAAUGUGUCAUUACGGGCAUCUGAGCUUGAUCCAAGCGAGGCAGUUUUUGUUGUAGCAAGGAAAACCCGAGCUUUGGCCAAAGCUCGAGCAAACGGUAACAAGAUUUUUAAGGCAUCACAAUUUUACGAGGCGUGCAAAGCAUAUAGCGAAGGGUUGGAGCAUGAACCAUACAAUUCGGUACUGUUAUGCAAUCGGGCUGCUUGUCGUUACAAACUAGGUCAGUUUGAACGAGCUGUAGAAGAUUGUACCAUAGCCCUUAAUCUAAGACCUUCAUACGCCAAGGUUAGACUCAGAAGAGCCCAAUGCAAUGCCAAGUUAGAAAGAUGGGAGGCUGCAAUUCAAGAUUACGAUGUUUUAAACCACGAAACGCGAGGAGAUGAGGCAGUCGAGCGGGAAUUUUUGGAAGCUCGGAUGCAACUCGAGAAGCAAAACAUUGCAAACACCAAACCCGUCAAACUAAUCAACGAUUCUAACACGGAAGAAUUCGGAGGGUUUUUAAUCGCGGUUUGAGAGAAGAACAAGGACUAGAAAUGGAAAUGAUGACCGGGUGCAAACCCAACAGGUGAACAUAUUAUAUAGAUCCGGUCGGCUUAAGGUUUAAUUCAUUUAUUUAUUUGUGUACGUGUGGUUUUGUUUUAAUUUAUGGUUUAGAUGGAGCCUAAUGUAGUGUCAUAUGGACUAUUUAUUUGGAACCGUACAAGAUUUCCGGGCCCAAAAUCAAAAGGUGUGUCGUGUAACUAAAUUAAUAAAUUAAUUUUUAGUCGGCAUUUA
Messenger RNA from Helianthus annuus (common sunflower), 2095 nucleotides. Its product is annotated as inactive TPR repeat-containing thioredoxin TTL3. The record is from RefSeq and is a predicted model, not a curated record. Gene Ontology annotation, molecular function: protein binding. NCBI's taxonomy places the organism in Eukaryota, Viridiplantae, Streptophyta, Magnoliopsida, Asterales, Asteraceae. The coding region runs from base 62 to 1834 and encodes 590 amino acids. Gene Ontology annotation, cellular component: cytoplasm. The transcript has 5 exons.